GUGUGAAGGAUAUAAACCACAAUUUUUAUCAAGAAGAAAGAAAAACACAGAAUCAGCCCUGAACAAUUGUUUUCCACUUCAAACUCCGAAAGACUAAAACCCUAAAAGACCAAUGAAACACAACUGGCCCUGGCCUGGGUACCACAAUUUGCCCCGCGAAAUCCCCACGUUUCCGCCUUUUUUAGAUAUCACUGCGAGACAAACACUUAAACAAUUCGGCUUUCCAUUAAAUACCCACCAAUACCAUAUUGCAUACUAUAAACUUUCAAUAAGAUUUUCUUUCUUUUAAAGUCUUUAUCAAUUCUUCCCUGGCUUAGUUUACCCUAAUAAUCCCACCAACGUGCGUCAAUUAGACCAACAUUUUCAGCCACCGGUACUAUCUUCCACGUGUGACAAAUUACCCCCUACUACUCCCAAAGCCACUAUGGCCUCAUCCUCCUCCGGUAAACACCCAAUGUAUCGUGGAAUCCGAUGCCGGAGCGGCAAAUGGGUGUCUGAAAUCCGUGAGCCACGUAAAACUACGCGUAUAUGGCUCGGUACGUAUGCAACCCCAGAAAUGGCCGCAGCUGCCUACGAUGUGGCUGCUCGAGCCCUAAAAGGCAGUGAAGCCGCCGUUAACUUCCCUGAAUCCGUUGCUUCGUAUGAGCUUCCUGCUUCUACAUCGUCAGCGGAUAUACGUAAAGCAGCUGCAGCUGCUGCUUCACUAAAGAAGGCUGAAACCAAAAGUGAGACUAAUCAAGGAACAGGUCAUCAUCAUCAGGCCAAAAAUGAAGAAAUGACGAAAGAAGAAGAAUAUGUGGACGAUGAUGUCUUUUUGAAUCUGCCUAAUUUGCUGAUGGACAUGGCCGAGGGACUGUUGGUAUCGCCUCCAAGAAUAAGCUCGGCGCCAUCCGAAGACUCGCCAGAGAAUUCUGAUGGAGAAAGGUUGUGGAGCUAUUAAUUGAUCAAUUUUCUAAUAAUGCUGCCAGAUAUCCUUUUUUUGAACGUGGGCUGGAAGAAGGACAAUGAGUUUGACAAAAUGAAGAAAACAAACUAGGACUUGGCGUCAUAUGAUGCAGCUUUGAGCAAAUUUGUCUGCCUUUGAAAAAAAAAAAAA
Durio zibethinus is the source of this 1096-nucleotide messenger RNA. Its product is annotated as Integrase-type DNA-binding superfamily protein. The record is from RefSeq and is a predicted model, not a curated record. NCBI's taxonomy places the organism in Eukaryota, Viridiplantae, Streptophyta, Magnoliopsida, Malvales, Malvaceae. Gene Ontology annotation, biological process: regulation of DNA-templated transcription. Gene Ontology annotation, molecular function: DNA-binding transcription factor activity; DNA binding.